This is a messenger RNA of Rhodotorula toruloides NP11, 1710 nucleotides long. RefSeq names its product metal homeostatis protein bsd2. The coding region runs from base 1 to 1710 and encodes 569 amino acids. Gene Ontology annotation, cellular component: endoplasmic reticulum; perinuclear region of cytoplasm; Golgi apparatus. The transcript is spliced from 6 exons. NCBI's taxonomy places the organism in Eukaryota, Fungi, Basidiomycota, Microbotryomycetes, Sporidiobolales, Sporidiobolaceae. The record is from RefSeq and is a predicted model, not a curated record. Gene Ontology annotation, biological process: metal ion transport; positive regulation of protein ubiquitination; ubiquitin-dependent protein catabolic process.
AUGGUGCUCGUUGUCAACCAGCGAGUUCGCCUCUCGAGCUCUCACACUCCCGUCAACGCUCUCGUUGGGAUGGCCGCGCUGUUCAGGCUGGGACAGCAACACUCGCUCGACCGCGCGAGCUACUCGUCUCCCGCCGCCCAUCCCGACUUUGAUGCCUUUGACGCACCCUCGGACGACGAGGACGGUGACACAGGCUCACACUCGCUCGUGAGGCCCGGCGGAAGCAGUGGAGGAACACAGCAAAGCCACGAGGGCUACUCCUUCGACCAGCCGUAUUCGACAGACCCGCUCUCGUCCUCCUCCGCCACCCCUCCCGCCGCUUCCGCCUCGGCAUCCUCUCCCCGGCGCUCGUUCUCCCAGACGCACAGCUUGCCAGGCGGAUACGACUUUGAGCCACAGUCUGAGCCGCUCAGACCGGGAAACGGCGCGCCGGCGGGUGUUGCGGGUGGAGCGCCCAGCAUCCCGCUCAGGACGAGGCCGUCCGUCAUGAGGGGCGACUACAGCCAGUCGGACGGCGAGGAUUGGCCAGGACGAGGUUACGGACAAUCCGAAGCUGGGAACGGUGCUUCGGCGGGCCAGGCGGGAUCAGUGGGUGGCUGGCGAGGACUUGUUGCUCGCUUGCGCGGUCAGACGAGCGGGUCGAACGACGCCUCGAACGCGGCGGGCGAGUCGCACGGCUUGCUCUUCUCGCAAGACGAGUCGGACGAGACCGACACCGAUGCACCCGCGGCGUCCCGACCGUCGACAUACCCUCCUCCGCACGCCCAGACUCGCAACCCCCUCCUCCCUCUUCCCGUACGACCACCUCAAUUCGCCCCGCCUUCAGCUUCCGGUGCGACAGCAGGACGAGUAUUCGGUGGCGGGCAGAGCAACGACGGCGUCUUUGCGAACUUGGCCGCGAAGCCGGAUAACCCGCAAGGAUUGGACGUCGUUGGCGAGGGGCCGGACAAGAACGAGGUGCUGCCGCCCUACGAAGCAGCGCAACUCGACCCUUCGCCCGCGUACUGGGAGACGACCGUCAUUACACCCGGCGGACCUUUCAGUGCAGACGACAUCUGCGUCGACGGUCUGCCCGUCGGCAACCUCUUCAGCUUUGCGUGGAACCUGCUCGUGUCCAUGUCCUUCCAGUUUGUCGGCUUCCUCCUCACCUACAUCCUCCACACCACGCACGCUGCCAAGAAUGGCUCUCGCGCCGGACUCGGCAUCACCCUCAUCCAGCUCGGCUUCUACAUCAGGCAGCGCACCGACCACGCCUCCGACUUCCCCCUCGACCCCUCUUCUCCCGGCGACGAAACCGGUCUGAACGGUUCCGCCGGCCCCUCCGAUCUCGACUCUCAACGUUGGACCUGGUGGGGCGGCUUUGACGACACGCCCGUCGAGUCUGCCACCGCGACCGCCUCCGGAGUAUUCGGCAGCCUGCCGACGCAAGUGACGGACGCGUUGGGCAACGUGCUUGAUGCGAGUGAUCCGCAGGCUACGCCGACGGGUCUGGGGAUGCCGAGCUUGCAGGGUGAUGGGUUGUCGGUUGAGGAGAUGGGGAGGAUGAACGAGGCGGCGAAUGAGUGGUUUGCGUUUGCGUUGGUCACUGUCGGGUCCUUUCUGCUCAUUGGAAGCUGUCUUGCCUACUGGCGCGCAGUCCGCUACGCCCGCGCGAUGCGACGAGGGCAAGGACCUGGCGCCGACGCCGAGAACAUGGUCGCUGUUUCUUGA